Ciona intestinalis (vase tunicate) is the source of this 1017-nucleotide messenger RNA. RefSeq names its product translocon-associated protein subunit beta-like. The record is from RefSeq and is a predicted model, not a curated record. Lineage: Eukaryota; Metazoa; Chordata; Ascidiacea; Phlebobranchia; Cionidae. Gene Ontology annotation, cellular component: endoplasmic reticulum.
GGAUACUAUAGAGUUUUGGUGUAAUUUUUAACUUUAGCAAACCUUCGUCUCAUCGUUUCUAAAAAUUCUCCACGUAGCGCAAUUCCAGAGUAAUUUGAUUGAGAAGCCGUAGAGUUUGAACAUUUCUUAUUGAAUUUUAAAGCGGAGGUUUUGGAACAUUCACCAGAAGCAUCAUGAAAUAUUGUGUGUUAGUAUUGUUUCUUUCAUGUUUUUGCGUCGUGGCAAGUGAAGAAUCAAGUGCAAAGCUCAUAUUGACCAAGAAUAUCUUAAAUUCUAUUAUAACGCAAGGAAAUGAUCUCGCUAUUGAAUAUAACAUGUAUAAUAUCGGAGAUGGCGUGGCCACUGAUGUAGAACUUGCAGAUUCAACUUUACAUGAUACGGAUUUCGAGCUGAUUUCCGGCAAAAUGAGCGUGAAGUGGGACCGAAUCCAACCAGGAACCAAUGUCACUCAUGUUGUUGUAGUACGACCUCUCAAAUCUGGUGCUCAGAAUUUCACCUCUGCUGUCGUUCAGUACGUCGCCAGUGAAGACUCAGAACCGAAGUUUGGAUUCAGCAGUGAGAUUGGAGAAGUUGAAAUCCUUUCUUUAAAAGAAUACAACCGCCUUUAUGCUCCCCAUGUUGUUGAGUGGGGAAUGUUUGGUAUCUGGACCAUACCUUCUCUCCUGCUUCCUUACAUGUUGUAUUACAACAGCAAAACGAAGUACACUGUCAAAGCAAAGAAAAACUAACUUUAGUUAUAUUUUUUCUGCAAUGUUUUAAAAUUUGUGUGGUUACAUAUCUUAAUAUUUGAAUGAAGAUUAACGUGAUGAAGCAUUUCUACUUCACUGUUUUAAUGCACUACAUUGAACUGCGAAUUGCAAUAUGUUGGUGAAUGGAAAAACACUGGUGUGAAAAUAAAACUUAUAAAAAAAACUUCUUCGCUAUCGUUUUUUAUAAAUCAAAGAGAAAACAUUAUUCUGUUACUUUAAGUGUAGUAAUCAAUACAAACAGACUGAAUUGUUAUUUUGUCAUUGCAGG